Clupea harengus (Atlantic herring) is the source of this 2361-nucleotide messenger RNA. It is a transcript of the gene szrd1, whose product is annotated as SUZ RNA binding domain containing 1. Lineage: Eukaryota; Metazoa; Chordata; Actinopteri; Clupeiformes; Clupeidae. The record is from RefSeq and is a predicted model, not a curated record.
CGGACAAUGUUACAAGGCAACAUAGAGUAGCACGUGUGUCCAGAGACAGUUUGUCGGGAUACAUAGUAGCUGGUUAGUCUAUUAGCUAUAAAUAAACUAGCCAAAUGCUACUGCUAAAGGGGUAACACCACGGCGAGGUCGGAAGUAGGCCGCCACUUAAAGGGGAAUGGAGUUGGAGAGUUAUUUUAAGACUUUUACUCUUUAGAGGAAAUGGAGAGAAGACUGGAAGAGAAGCUACGAAUAAGUCAAAAAGAGAGGAUGUCAGGUGUGAACUCUGUGCGGUCUCCAAUGAAAACAGGCAUUGUUAUCCAAGAUGACUCCCUUCCAGCCGCUCCCCCACCUCAGAUAAGAAUCCUCAAGCGUCCCUCUAGCAACGGAUCCCUGGGGUCUCCAGUGACGCAGACGCGCCCAACCCAACAGCCGAAGUCUUUAGCCCAGAGGGAAGCUGAGUAUGCCGAGGCUCGGAAGCGAAUCCUGGGAAGCGCCACUCCAGAUGACACACCACAGGAAAGGCCUAAUUCUGACAGAUCACCAAGAAUAAACACCACUCCGUCAGACGACAUCCGAUCAAACAAUCACGUGGUCCGCCAGCCAGCAGGCCCAGACGGUACACAGGGCUUUCGGCAGCGUAGAUAGGAAUACAAAUCUUUGCUGAGGAGAUUCAAGGAGGAGGAGGAGGACGAAUGGGGGUCAGGAGCUUCGAGGGAGGUUUAUUUUUUUUUGUAUGGAGAAUCUUCUGAAUUUGACAUUUAUCUGUAACGUAGGAAUGCGUUGUCUCUUACCAUCCCGCAUGGCUUUUUUUUUUUUAGGGGGGGGGGGGGGGGGGUCGCACUGUUGUGGAAAGGGAAGAGACUUUUUGGAGAAGCAGAGAGGAUUUAUCCUCUUUUCUCUCCAUUGUACACUGUGAUGAAGGCAUUGCUCCUUAUAGACACUACUCACUGUGAUGUACCCAGAGUAUGCCUGCCUGCCCCAACCACCGCCCAAACUUAAAUAGAUUGAAGAAAGAAAUGAUCCGGAACGUUCCCUUAUUGCCAUGUGGCUUAAGGAACGAUGACCGGAACAGUCGUGAGAAACCUUUGCAGCAGAUGACAUGGACGUUGGACACAGACAGGUCUGUGUGAAAAGACUAUGAAUGAUUUGAGAGGAACAGAACGAGGGAAGGGUGAGGAUAGAAGUAAGAGAAGUAGAAUCAAACUGACAUCAGGAAGGGCACAGGAUGCCCGGCCUCGCCCAGCAAUAACACCACCAGUUGCACUCUUGUUAAUCAGUCAGUCCUCUUUACUGCUCAUGUGUGUCCUUCAAUGUUGUCUCAGCAUAACUGUGUUACUUACGUUUUUGGUUAUUGAGUAGGAAGUCUGCUAAUUGCCAUACAUUUUUAAUUGGGUUUUCUUUUUUUUUUUUUUACCUGUUGCUGAAAUUCUAUUGUUUACGGUUAGCUUACUUUUAUUUUAUUUUUUGUUUCCUCGGCUUAUAUCUUCUGUAAGCCUGUCCUGACUUUUAUUUAUAUGAAUGAAAACUGCAAAGUGAAAUUAAUAAUUAAUGGUGGGAAUAACAGAAUAACCAGUUUUUAAGUAGCUUUUCUGCAUUUGUUUUGUAUGAUUUGAAAUGGUAGUGGUUUUUAGAUCCAGAAAUUUUAAAAUGUAUAGAAAAAUCUAAAUGAAAAAUGUCUUGUAAAUAUUGGUCAUCCCAAACUUUUGCAGAAAAUGGUGUAUGGGCAAUGAUUUACCUAUUUCUGUACGUUCUUCCCUCCGCAUAUCUACGGUCAGCUGCAUUCUCUCAGAUGUGCUUUACUCAUGUAGGAACUCAGGUGUUCCAACCGAGCCAAAAGGAAUUUGGGGAUUAAAAAAGAAAAAAACAUGGGAAUUUUCCCAUGGAUUAGUGGCACACUAUCAAGUUAUAUUUGAUAGUAUGAUUAACCCGUCACCUGUUGAGUGAAUUGAAAGCCAAAAUGAGAAGAGAUGUCAACCUUUCCAAAGACUAGAGGGAUUUCCCCCUGAAACUGGUGGACAGCACGGUUUUCGAUGACUGUAUUAAGUCUCUCUAAACAUGCACAAACAAGGCUGUAUCCUGCUCCACAGUGCAAUUUGAAAUGAGAAUAUUGCUGUACUUUCUGCAAUACCACAUCUACUGCCUUUCCCCCCCCAUUUCUCUCACCCAUCUAUUUAGUCCUCUUGUUGGUUGUCUUUAACUUACCAGGACCUUAUCAAAGGACUUCAUUUAUGUUUUGUCUUGCAGAGACUUUAAGAUGUCCAGUUAUAUUGAAAUUUUAUCCAGGGGAGUUAGUCACAUGCUGAUUAAACACACAAAUCUGCCUGUACAUAAUAAAGAAAAUGGCCAUUUAAUAAAGAUUUCUUUUUUAAA